CUCGGCGGCCUCCCCCGCGGGGGCCGGGCGGGGGCGGCCCGCCCCGGGGCCGGCUCAGCGCAGCCGCCGGCUCCGCCCCGCGGGGCCCGGAGCAGAGCCAGGGACACAUCGACGGAGGAGGGAGCGGUCCGCCAAGCCGAGCCCGACCAGCAGGUCCCGUAAGUGAAAGAAGAUGGGGUCUGGCUGCCUAAAAGUCACUAAGUACUUCCUCUUCCUCUUCAAUCUCCUGUUCCUUAUCCUGGGUGCUGUGAUCUUAGGUUUUGGAAUAUGGAUUCUGGCCGACAAAACCAGUUUCAUUGCGGUUCUACAGAUGUCAUCUCCCUCCCUGAAGACUGGUGCAUACAUCCUUAUUGGUGUUGGGGCUCUCACUAUGCUGAUGGGAUUCCUGGGCUGUCUUGGAGCAGUCAAUGAAAUCCGAUGUCUCUUGGGUCUGUACUUCGCCUGCCUGAUGAUAAUCCUUAUAACUCAGGUUGCUGCUGGACUGGUCAUCUACUUCCAGAAAGAAAGUCUGAAAGAAGAGUUGUCCAACAUAGUUGGAAGUCUGAUUGAAAAUUAUGAUCCUUUGAAUGAUGAUAAGAGGAACUUACAAGAUACCUGGGACUACGUGCAAAGACAGGUUGCCUGCUGUGGCUGGACUGGAGCAAAGGACUGGGAAAAAAAUGAGAUACUUAUCAACAAAAGCAUGACCGAAUAUCCCUGCUCCUGCUCCAAUAGUUCCAAGGAUCUUGAGGUAGAUAGCGGUUUCUGUAAUCUGGAUGACCCUGUCAACAGCACUGCAACAUACGCUGACUGGCCCGUUCAUGAGCAGGGAUGCAUGGAUGGUGUAGAGAAUUGGUUGAAGGACAAUCUUGGUGUCAUUCUUGGGGUCUGCACUGGUGUUGCUGUUAUAGAGCUGCUGGGGAUGAUACUGUCCAUUUCGCUCUGCAAGAACAUACACAGCGAAGACUACACCAAAGUGCCUAAGUCUUGAGUUGGCUAACUCCAGAGCUAUGGCACCACAGAGAAAGAAGCAAACAGAACAUUCCUGCCUCAUACCCAGACUGUCCAACCAUUGACCAUUGUUCCUGUGACGUCCCAUUUCUGAUACCACUCUGCUAAGAACUGUUAGAGCUGCAAUACAGCCUGAUCUUCUGGCAAUAGGGCCCUUGAGCCACCUGCACCCUGCCUCUGGAUUAUUUCUACUUCAAGAAGCAGAACUUAACUGUCUUGUAUCUCAUGAGAGACUGAUUAACCUGCGGGGACAAUGCUUUUACUGCCUGCUCCAUGUUAAACAAUACUAUUUGUAUCUAUGUUCUUCAACCCACCAGGCCUAAUAUACAAUAACUCCUCUCCUCCCUCGUUCUCUUCUUCCACACAUCUUUCCACCUACCCCCAGAAGUCCCAUCUCUUUGUCCCAUGAGCCAGGAUUGCUGUUGAGAUUCCAGUGCUUUGGUAGCUUUGCCUACUUCACUGACUUGUGGUGGUAACUAGUCGUGCUUUAUAUAUAGGCCUUCUCCUCCCUUGCAGUUAACCUGAUUCAUCUCCUGCUAUGCAUCAUCCAGCCUAGGCUGUCAUCUGAAAUAUCGAGCGCUACCCUUGUACUCUCUUCUGCUCCUGGAGUCAGCUGUGUCUUGCCUUCAGCAGAGCUCUUCCCUUUGGGCAUGAUGAAAAGCCACCAGGAGGGAGUCAAACCUACCUGUAGUGGGGCCUGGCAGAUUGUGGUGGUGGUGCUCAGCUGCGUCUGGAAUGGGUCCCUUGGGUUCUGGAUUUGACACUUACGUGUUUCUCCCACUUGCCUCUUUACCUUUUCUUCUCCCCCUAGCACUGCUUCGCUGGGUCCUGUCAGCUUGGAGGCACUUCAGAGACUGCUGCAUAGUGUGGACUCAGCCCCAGGCUGGCUCUGCUGGUUGCGUUCUUGGGUUGCCAACUUUUUUAGAGGUUACAAUUAACUCGAUUCUUCCCCUGCCCCCUUUAUGAACAUAAAAUUUGUUAGCUGUGUUUUUUCAUUAUGAAUAUGGAGGGAUCUGACAGGAUUGCUGAUGCUGUAUAUUGGAGAUAUACAGCCUGGUUUAGGUUGCAAAGAUAUGUUGCUUUUAUUUCAGUUGUCCAGUCUUCUGACUCCACCACACUCUGGAGCCAUGGCUGCAUCCUGAGCUCUGUCUCCAGUGAAAGCACUGCAGCAGAUAAGUAGCUAGUUCUGCAGUUGUGCAGGCUGGUUGGUUUCUGUACUUAAUGACUGGGCUGUUUGCUCUCUUCAGCCCGUGGCCAGCAGCAAGGAGUGGUGUAGAGCAGAAGAAAGUAGGAAAUGUAUGUGAAAAACUAACCCAACUCCUUAGACAAGGGAGCUGGGUGCAAGUCCUCAGUUUAAGAGGUGGCUUAGGCACAACAAAUUUCCAGCAGUUGCACAUGUGUGCAAUCACCCUGGCAGCAGGAAGCUGUUUGGGAGAGAAGUGGGUGGUCCUUGCCUGAGACCUGGUACAAGGUACUUGGUGAGAGAGCCUUUGCCUUACAGAGGUGGUCCCAGGACUGUCUCUUGUCAGGGAUGGCGUUGGUAGGAAUAACCCUAGUAGCAGUUCAAAGGGAUGGCUUCACUACCUACUUAAGUCUUCCUUCUGGGAAGAAAGGCUCGUGCAGGGGAUCAGAGUCCCAGCAGUGGGUCCCUGUUCUGUCCUUAUCUCUGGACAUGGCAGUGACUGGGGAGAGUAGAUAUGACUGGGUAGCUGGUUUUUAUGGAGGUCUGGUAAGGCUUGGCUAUUUUGAGACACCUACCCCCUCCUGCACAGAUCCUUCAAGCUGACCUUUGCUAGAGCAGAAGGCACCCUUCUUAGCAGUAAAGCUUGCUAGCUUUUGUAGCACAAAAUCUAUUCUCUAAUGUGUUCUUAUUUGUAAGAUUCUUGUUCGGUUACAGAUGCCAAAGCUGAGCAGCAAGUAAAAAGGAGCCCAUGCUGGGUUUCUCUUUUGUUUUUUGUCUGUUUUUAGCAACAUCUUCCUACUGGAAGAAAUGCAUGUACAGAUAUAAAAGUCUAGAGGGUGAAUAUUUCUGUAAUAAAGACUUUGCUAAAAAAAAAAUAUAUAUCUCUGCCUAUGACUUGUGCAUUGCAGUGGUUUCUCCUUGCUUCCUCUCUACCCCCUUCUGCUUACAUGCAGAUCAUAGACACCUUGUUUGUUCAAGGUAGCAAAGGGCCUGUCAAAAGCUGUUCUGAGGCCCAUGUGUGAGAUCAAUGUGGUCUGUGAAGGUACUGCCCAGCAGAGGGAGGCGACAGUUUUCCUAGGCUAUAUUCUAGGGUAAACUUUGCCUUGUUUUAUGAAUUAUGUCUGUCUUACGGUGAGCUGAGUGAGUAGUAGUUCCUUUGAAUUAUUUCCUAUCUCGUAAGCUAACCGAUCUCUGUAUUCAAAGAGGUUGCUUCAAAUCUGUACAGUCUGCACUGUGUGAAGUCAUAAGCUUGCUGCUAUGCCCACAGUGCAUGCAGCUUUUGCUAGCUUAGCUUUAUCAUUUUUUUCUCUUCCUACUCCCCUUCUGUAGGCUCCUGCCUCCAGGCUGCAAUUUUAAAAAAGGAUUUCUGAGCCCCUGCCCUAACGCUGUGAGAAGGAAGAAAACGGAGGUAGCCGUUUUUGUAGGUUACGCCACCACACACUGGGCUUGGCUGUUUGAAAAGUUCUUCAGAAGUAGAUAGAGCAGCUGUAGGAAUCUUCAUCCUUCCCUUAGCUAAGCAGUGGAUAUGAGCUGGAUCUCAAAAUUCCUUCAGAUCCUGCUCCGUGGUGGUGUUUCUGACCAUUUGAAAUGUCCUUAGAAGGACCUAUGUUAGUGCGCUAAUGGAGUCUGGAGCUGUUGCUUUAGGAAGUAAUAAGCAUGACCAAAGUACUCAUAUGUGUUUGAAGAAACAGUGUGAAGUUGGCAGAGAAGAAGGUGCUGGGGUGCUACCAGCAAACAGUGGUGGCAACUGGUCUAAAGUCAAAACUUCAGUUACCCUGACCAGCCAAGUGCGGAGCAAGAGAUGCUUAAAUGGAUCCUGAACUCAAGGUAGGGUGCAGUGAUCUGUCUGAUCUGUGAGUACAACUUGGUCCUUUAGGCUCUCCUGUGCUGUGGGCUUGAGGAGAGCUUGGUUCUUGGUCAUAUGGGAUCUCCCCUCUUUCUGGUUGGUUUCCCAGAGCACCCUGCUUUAACUGGGAGGCAAUGUUUUACCAGGGCCUCACGAUUUAAAGGGCUACGCUUCAUGGCAAAGCUGCCAAACCUGACCAGGUGGCUGCUAGGUGGGGAAGGUUGCUGCCGGUUCUCCUGCAGCCUGAUGUGGAGCUGGAAGGAGAAAGGAGGGACUAUGAGGACUACUGCCUGUCCCCAACUGUCCGAACUCUGUGGUAAUCACUUGCCUUUGGCCACUGGAGGGAGGUGUUCCACCAAGAAAACUCAGCCCGGGUGCUGCGGUAUCAGCAGCAUCCCCUGGUCCCUAGGGGACCAGAUGAUGACACUGAUCACUUCCUUCUGCUCCUAGUUACUUCUGGCAGCAGGGUAGCUAAAAUAACUUGUAAUUACAAAUGUAUUCUCCUCAUAAAUGAUUUGUGCUGCAUGCCUGGCAUUUUUAGGGAUAAUUUUCCCUUCCAUUUCUUGGAGCAGUGCACAGUUGGAUAUUUUGUUGCAUGUCUUCCACUGCUGUAUAUGGGUUGUGCUUGCGUCUUGGGUUUCUGCCAUAAGUAGCUCUGGAAGUUGAAGAUACAUGAGGGGCUUCUCCUGCUGCUUCUUUCCUUGUCACCAUCUUUUUCCUGUUUUCCUCCAUCCUCAGUUCCUUUGUGUGUUAGGUCUUGGGGGGAGGAGGAGGAAUUUGAUGCUUGUAAACCUGAUCUAAAAAAGGAUUUCAGGAAGAAAGUCUUCAGACCUUCAGAGAGCAAGAAACCUGCUGCUGCUCCUUGGGCCAGGCUCUCAGCUCAUCUCCAGAGGUAAAGGUUUGCUGCUGAAACUAGAAAUCAGAAUAGCACUUGGACUUCUUGAGAGUUGCAAUGUUUGUCUAGCAAAACCUACGGGGCCAGCCUCUGCAGUAGCUCAGCACAUGGAAGCAUUUUGUGUGUAACCAAUAAGUUGCUAUAUGGCUGUCCCAGGCCAAUAAUUAAUAUUGCAGGAGUAUAGUCGUGACCUCCUCGUGGCCUUAAGCAAGGCCCCUAGUAAUGAACUGGUGACAUUCCUCGGUCUGUGUGAUCAUGAGGAACUCAGAAGCUGUUAUAAUUCUUCCCAUGAGGUGUUUUUUCCUUCUGGAAAGGGAAGAGGAAUUGCAUUAGUUAGAGUGGGUAUGAGUAAGCCUAUAGGUCACAAUGCAUCUUUUUUUCUGUAAUGGUUUCUGCAUGGCACAUACCUAAAUGUAACAUGUGGCAGCUGUUCUUUUCUCUGUAACUCUCCCACCUGUGGUGGUGUGGCUGGUCCCUGCAGGCUUUGCUCAGGAAUCGAGGCUGAAUUUGGUGGACUUCAGAACAGGUCUGAUUUCUGGCUGCUGAAGGACGGACAGCACGUGGUGGUGUCACACUCUGUGACUUGGUUGGGGAAGGUAAGGAACAGCAGCCACAGGGGCUCACUGCUGAAAAGCCUGAGCACCCUGGGAUUCCCACAAAUGUAUUUUCACAGCCAGUUGCUGCCACUCAAUGCCAUAAAUGGAGAACAUACCCUCAAUUAUUCAUGGUCUGGCUCUAACCCAUUAGCCUCUGAGAUUCUUGGCUCAAGCCGUGGCCUUUUAUUACAAAGAAUAAACCUCAGUUAUCAGCCAAGAUUUCUGAUUGACAUCUUAAGCCAGGUUGACACUAAAAACUUGUCAAUGUAAAAUCUACUAAUGUGGAAGUCUUCAAAUACUUGUAAGCUGGCAAAAGGUCCCUAGCAAAAACUAAGCUAUUAGUGAACCACAGCUAUUAGUAAAAUGUUGCUAGUAAAGCUGCUAAGCGUGCUUUGGCCAUUACAAACAGUUUCUAGCAGGGGUGUGCUGGUUAGAGAGCGUGCAAUUUCUUGCCUUGUGGCAAGAAUCUCUGCUGCCAAACAUGGGAAAUAACCUUCUCCUAAGUAGACUGCAUAACCCUAGCCGUACAUUCUUACUUCUCAUAGGUAUGAAUUUUCUGGUUUCUCCCUUCUAAGCUCCUAAUAAUACAAUUGGCUGGGGGGUGUCUGUGCUGUUUGGUUUUUGUGGGGAAGGAUUAGGGGAAUAUUGGAUGCUCUGUAUCUGGAGAAAAGGUAUUCUUGGUUCUCCAGGCAAAAAUAUUACCCCCAUUUAAAACAGGGGUUUAAGAGAAGGAUCAGGCUCCCAGUAGUAUGUGGAUGCUCCAAGAGGCAUGGAAUCUGAGAGGGAAAAUCCUGCUUUAGCCCUUGAGGAUGGUAUUUGCACACACUUGAAUAAAAUUUCUCUCUGGUGUCUU
Molecule: messenger RNA, 6363 nt
Organism: Chroicocephalus ridibundus (black-headed gull)
Lineage: Eukaryota; Metazoa; Chordata; Aves; Charadriiformes; Laridae
Gene: CD82
Product: CD82 molecule
Exons: 9
Coding region: 173-970 (265 amino acids)
Cellular component (GO): plasma membrane
Source: RefSeq, a predicted model, not a curated record